This is a messenger RNA of Raphanus sativus (radish), 2178 nucleotides long. RefSeq lists its product as uncharacterized. NCBI's taxonomy places the organism in Eukaryota, Viridiplantae, Streptophyta, Magnoliopsida, Brassicales, Brassicaceae. The transcript has 5 exons. The record is from RefSeq and is a predicted model, not a curated record.
AUGGCUGAGCUCAAGCAUUUCUCCCACGAAUGUGCGUUGACCGUGCCUAAGAUGGUAGAAAACGGCAUCUGCAACAUCUGCUACAAAGACGAACCUGUGGAAUACGCCUGUGAGCCGUGUAACUUCGAUCUCUGCAAAGCUUGCUCCAAUCUACCCCUUAAAGUGUCACAUGAUUUUCACAUGGAGCAUCCUCUAGAGUUUUUUCUACGCCAAAAUGAUCAGAAACCUAGAUACAUCAUCUGCAGUGGGUGCGGGAACAUGUCUUCCGGAUGCUUCUACGAGUGUAAAGAGUGUGAGAUCUACUUGGAUAUGGGUUGUGCGCUCAUGGAGAACAUCUUCAGAGGUUGGGACGCCAAGGAACUACCGCUUCAUCAUGACAAUUGACAACCAUGCUCGCUUGGUUAAAAGGAAAUUCCUACGAUGAUUCAACAUCCUGUGCAUCCGUCACACCCUCUCAAACGCUUUGACUACAUACAAAACUGUGGUGCUCGUCAAACACAAUGUGACGCGUGCGGAGGGAGGAUACUCAGUGUACCGUUUGGUUGCGUAGAAUGUAAUUUCAAGCUACACCUAAGGUGUGCAGAUGCGUUGUUGCGAGGUCUGAUGCAUGACUCUCAUGAGCACAGAUUGAUUUAUGCAAAUACUUCUGGUGCUAUUCGUUUGGGGGAACGUAAAUGUCAAAUAUGCAAGGAAAAUUGUGAGAGACCUUUCUAUUACUGCAUCGAAUGUAAAUUAAGAUUUCACUGGAAGUGUCUUAAGAUACCCAGAUCUGUGGUCGAUAAAUCUUUUCACAUUCAUCCACUAGUCAGUAAAGUCUUCCUUGACGAUUCUCUUGAGUAUUGUGGCGUAUGCGAAAUGGUAGUACAUGCAGGAAACCAUGCUUAUUGCUGUGAAACAUGUGAUUUCCUUAGCCAUAUUGAAUGCAUUCUAAACAAGGGAGCAGCACCUUCUCCAUUGUACUUGAAAGAUUUGUAUUCUUGUAACCUAGACAUCACUGAUCAAGAUGACAGCAAAACCAUCCACUUCGAAAACAAACAUGUGGUAUGGCUUCUAAUUAUUAUUACAGUUGUCGGGCACACUCAUGUGCUAAGAUCCAUCCCUUUGAGCGAGCUUGGUAAACGUGUAGAUUGCGGUAUAUGUCGUGGAAAAAUAGAUGAUAAAGCAUGUAAAUGCGAGACCUGUAAAUUCCAGACACAUGAUUUCUGUGCGGAGCUAGGGAAAUCAAGAAUGCGUCAGUUUCAUUCAAGCCACCCUUUGACACUCCUACCCGAUUUCCUUGUUGCUGAGUUUAGUACUGUGGAUUGCGACAUUUGCCUUAAACCAAUAACUGGGUUUAAUCUCUUCUGUCGCACAUGCAGAUUUAACAUCCAUGUUAAGUGCCUCUCAUGGUUACCCAGAGGGCUGAAACUCAUGGUUAGAAACAAACAGGGAUGUUUCAUCGAGAACCAUCCCACGUUUGGAGUUACUGUUUCAAGCUCAUAUCUGACCACUUGCACUAUCUGUGAAGAGAGGCUGUGUGGAAAAAUCGUGUCAUGUAGAGAUUGCGGAGACGUAUAUCAUCCUUGGUGCAUUACAGAUAGGAAAAAAAGAGAAAAACUAUGCCGUCAUCCACUUCACCGUGAUCACGAUCUUAGAUUUUUGAAUGUAAGUGGAUCCAACUGCAUUUUCUGCAAACUGAAAAUUACAAAGUAUGGCUAUACUUGUGGCGAAUGCGAAGUUAGUUUCCACUUGAAAUGCGUCGAAGCAGUUGGUAUAUCAAAAAAGACCAAGUCAGUGAAGUCACAUUUUCACUGCCUCUAUAACUUUUGGGAAAAGCAUUCAACUCGAGUCUGUAGUGUUUGUGCAAGAGGCUGCGGUACGUCAUUCUAUGGAUGUAUCGAAUGUAACUUCAGCGCCCAUGUAGAGUGUAUUGGGUUUCCAGAUAAUGUAAAGAAUCAACGUCAUCAACAUACAGUCAAGCUAACUAUGAGCACUGGCAUCCAUAAGAAUAGUUGUUCUCUAUGUGGAUCAAAAUGCAAGACUAAUAUGAUUUACUCAUGCGAGCACUGCAAGAAAAAAUUUCAUAAGAAAUGCAUAAUGUCUACGGUUGACCGCGAAUUUGCAACAGAAGAGGAUCAGCUUCAGGACAUCUAUCUUAUGUACAUAGAGAAAUAUUUCAAGAAAAACAAUAUAUGGUGA